Messenger RNA from Hippopotamus amphibius kiboko, 2136 nucleotides. RefSeq names its product centriolar satellite-associated tubulin polyglutamylase complex regulator 1 (gene CSTPP1). The transcript is spliced from 9 exons. NCBI's taxonomy places the organism in Eukaryota, Metazoa, Chordata, Mammalia, Artiodactyla, Hippopotamidae. The coding region runs from base 473 to 1543 and encodes 356 amino acids. The record is from RefSeq and is a predicted model, not a curated record.
CACGGAAGAUUUAAUGAGCACGUUCACAGGCAGAAAAGACAUAUCCCUGACCUCCAGCGGCGGCCAAGGUAUACGCACGUGAAAGCACCUUGUAGUAAUUUAAGAUGAUACAUAAUGAGAUAAAAAUAGGUAAUGGGAUAUUAAAUACGUGUGGGAACUUAGAGGUGGGAGCUAUUAUUGUGGUUUCGGAUAACAGCUGUAUACAGCAGGAAUCGUUAUGAAAUUCAGGACUUGCAGAUACACGGAGAGCUGGCAGAAAUUCUUCGACGCCGGGAAGCGUGAUGGUUUCAAAGGAACUCCGCACCUCACGUUCCCCUAAAGCCAGCGCCUCGAGAAAGGGAGUCCACAGACACGACGACCGCCGAGCAGCGACGGCUCCGGAACCGGCGUGGCCGGCUCGGCGUUGCGCUCCGGACCCUGUUUGCGCGACACCCCCUCGGCCGCCCGCCGCUCCCCCCGCCGCGUGGCUGCCAUGGCAACGGAGAGAGCUAGGGACCGGGUUCCGGAAGCGCGAGAGCCGGGGCCCUGGAGCGACGCUGGUCUAAGGAUGCUGAGUCCGGAGCGCCUGGCCCUGCCGGACUACGAGUAUCUGGCCCAACGACAUGUCCUCACAUACAUGGAGGAUGCAGUCUGCCAGCUGCUAGAGAACAAGGAAGAUGUUAGCCAAUAUGGCAUUGCCAGGUUCUUCACUGAAUAUUUUCACAGUGUAUGUCAGGGAACUCACAUUCUUUUUCGGGAAUUCAGCUUCAUCCAAGCCACGCCUCACAAUAGGGCAUCAUUCUUACGGGCCUUCUGGAGAUGCUUCCGAACUGUAGGCAAAAAUGGCGAUCUCCUGACCAUGAGGGAGUACCACUGCUUGCUGCAAUUACUGUGCCCGGAUUUCCCACUGGAACUCACUCAGAAAGCAGCCAGGAUUGUGCUCACGGACGAUGCCAUGGACUGCCUGAUGUCUUUUUCAGAUUUCCUUUUCGCCUUCCAGAUCCAGUUCUACUACGCAGAAUUCCUGGAGAGCGUGGCCGCCAUCUACCAGGACCUGCUGUCAGGCAAGAACCCCAACACGGUGAUCGUGCCGACGUCGUCCAGUGGGCAGCACCGCCAGCGGCCUACCCUGGGCGAGGCCAGCACGCUGGAGGGUGUGGAGGCGUCGCUGUUCUGCCAGUGCCUGGAGAACUUGUGUGACCGGCACAAGUACAGCUGCCCACCGCCAGCCCUCGUCAAAGAGGUCCUAAGCAACGUUCAGAGACUGACCUUCUAUGGGUUCCUCGUGGCCCUCUCAAAGCAUCACGGGAUCAACCAAGCCCUAGGAGCUCUGCCUGACAAAGGGGACCUGAUGCACGAUGCCGCCAUGGAUGAGGAGCUGGAACGGCUGCUGGCGCAGAUCCCAGGCCUGGUCAGCUCUGUCACUGCCGGUCCAGAGGCCAGCUGCCUGCCUUCCCGGACCCCUCCCCGGGUUGGCUCCCCUUGGAGACCCCUCCACCACGCCCGCAAAGUGGACGCGGAGAGCGAUGGCUCCACUGAAGAGACCGAUGAGUCCGAGACUUGAGGAGUCUCAAGGGUCCUGUCUACAACAUCAGUACCCAGCUUCCCCACCCCCGCCCCCGCCCCUCCCCCGUCCUCUGCUGGUGAAAAGGCCGAAUGCCGGCCCCAGCCCAGAGACCGGCCAGAGGGGCUCUGACCGUCAGCCAAGCUGAGCGGUGACCCUGGCAGGUUAACGGCCCACCCUCUCCUGGCUCGGUCAGCCUUUCAUCAGGCCCCAAGCUGCCAGCAGAUUGAGCUCAGGCCACCGGAAAGGGGACUUGGCUUUAGCCUUUUGCUGACCGUCCCCACCUCCUCACAGCGGCUCCAGGAAGGGGGAGACCGUGGAUAACCACGCACGACCUUGCACGGUCGAGGGUACCAUCCUGUGAUGCAAGCAUCAGCAUACAGCCACUGGCCAUAAGAUGGAGGGGGGGGGGGGGCAAAAAAACUUCACUUUCAAAAGCUGCUUCAAGUCUCCUGUGUCUAACAGUUACAUACGUGAAAUGAAUAAAGUCCCUCGGGUCUGGUAGGUGGUGAAUGACUCUAAAGCCACUAGACUGAGGGGUGAAGGGAAGGGCCAGGUCUGUUUCUGGUGCCCAGUUCCGCUUCUUCUGGCAG